Molecule: messenger RNA, 600 nt
Organism: Fulvia fulva
Lineage: Eukaryota; Fungi; Ascomycota; Dothideomycetes; Mycosphaerellales; Mycosphaerellaceae
Exons: 2
Coding region: 1-600 (199 amino acids)
Source: RefSeq, a predicted model, not a curated record
AUGGCAGACACACCGCUUUCCAAUGAGGGCGCAGCUCUGUGUACAUCGCUUGGUACACUGCAGAUGAAGCCAGAUCCGUACACUCAGCAUAACCACGCUGCAGGUACUGAAGCCAGCGACGAGCAGCCCAAACGCAGCCUCCUCGACCUCCCCGCCGAACUCUGGUCCAAGAUCGGCAAACUCGCCAUCGAAAAUAGCCCCUUCUUCCGCACCUCAUCGCUCGACGAACCGGACUUUGACCUCAUCGCUCAAGAAAAGUGGCAACGGAUGUUACGUCUCCACCAACCCGCCAUCACCCGUACAUGCCGCGCGCUCCGCGAGGAAUUGCUGCCAUACUUCUACCAGCAGCGUGUGAUCAUGAAUGAGGCCCCGUUUGCUUCAUGGGAACACGUUCAUCGCUUGGGUCAGUUCCUGCGUGCUAUCGGCAGGGACAAUCGGAGGCAUGUCACGGGUGGCCAAGUUUUCAGCUACGACGAUACCGCCGGAGGGACGGAGAAGCUUGAGGACAUGAUACGCCGCAAGUGGAAGGUGCAGUGUGAGGUGGUCGUUCUUGCAGAGCAUGAUGCUGGACUCAUUAAAUACGGUCUUCAUUUCUUGUAA